Messenger RNA from Coregonus clupeaformis (lake whitefish), 2597 nucleotides. Its product is annotated as deleted in malignant brain tumors 1 protein-like. The record is from RefSeq and is a predicted model, not a curated record. NCBI's taxonomy places the organism in Eukaryota, Metazoa, Chordata, Actinopteri, Salmoniformes, Salmonidae. Gene Ontology annotation, cellular component: membrane. Bases 1 to 2379 code for a protein of 792 amino acids. The transcript has 12 exons.
AUGACUCUUACACCCAAGCGCAAGUGGUACCUAGCAUUUGUGAUUGCAGUUCCAGCCACCUCAGUCAGUGCUGGAGGAGUACGUUUAGUGCGUGGCCCAAACAACUGCUCUGGCAGGGUGGAGGUGUACUAUGCAGGCCAGUGGGGUACAGUGUGUGAUGAUGACUGGGACCUGCUGGAUGCCAAGGUAGUGUGUAGAGCACUGGGCUGUGGAGCGGCCCUGGAGGCCCCGGACCAGGCCCACUUUGGCUGGGGCAGGGGGGAGAUCUGGCUAGAUGAUGUGGAAUGUUCUGGGAAUGAAGAGUCACUGCUUAGCUGCAGCUCAGAUGGACUGGGGUCACACAACUGUGGACACUUUGAGGAUGCAGGAGUGAUAUGUGAGGGUCAGUCAGGUCAAUCCCCUUCAGAUUCCCAUUCUGACUUGACAGUGCGCCUAGUUGAUGGUCCCAAUCGCUGCUCUGGCAGGGUGGAGGUCUACCAGGAUGGGAGUUGGGGGACAGUCUGUGAUGAUAACUGGUGUUUGCUAGAUGCCCAAAUUGUAUGUAGGGAGCUGAGCUGUGGACCAGCCACAGAGGCUCCUCACCAGGCUCACUUUGGUGAGGGGAGUGGCUCAAUCCUAUUGGACGAUGUGGCGUGCAUGGGAAGUGAGGGAUCUUUACUGGAAUGCAGAUCAGGAGGGAUAGGAAACCAUAACUGUGGCCAUGAUGAAGAUGCCAGUGUAACUUGCAUGAUGGAACAAGAGGACCCAGAUAGAAACAUGGUCCCAGAUGAUGGCCCGUUGAUCCGGCUGGUGGAUGGUCCUGAUCAGUGUUCAGGGAGGGUGGAAGUGUAUUAUGCGGGGCAGUGGGGUACGGUGUGUGAUGAUGACUGGGACGUGAGCGACGCUGACGUGGUCUGCAGACAGCUCAGCUGUGGGUGGGCUAUGAAUGCCCCCGGACGGGCCUGGUUUGGAAUGGGAGUUGGAAUUCCCAUUCUGCUGGACAACAUAGCCUGUGUUGGCACAGAAGGCUCUCUCUUUGACUGCACUUCUGAUGCGAUAGGUCAGCAUAACUGCAUUCAUUCUGAGGAUGCGAGUGUGGUCUGCUCAGGUGAGAUUAAAGGGAAAGUUAUGUAUUUAACUGUUAGAUGGUUCCUGACCCUGAAAGUAGUUUAUCAAAUCAAAUGUAUUUGUCACUCAAAGACAAGUAAAUAUAUGUGUUACCUUUACCAUGAAGAUGGCAUCUUUGAAGUGCAUCUAGUCAACAGCCCCAACAACUGCUCUGGUAGAGUGGAGGUGUUCCACUCUGGCAAAUGGAGUACAGUGUGUGAUGAUGACUGGGAUCAGAUGGAUGCCCAGGUGGUGUGCAGAGAGUUGGGCUUUGGAGAAGCUCUAGAGGCCUUUGGAUCUGACAGGUUUAGAGAGGGCAGUGGCUCCAUCUCUCUGGAUGUCCUGGCCUGUUCUGGCUCUGAAGACUCUUUGCUGAAGUGUCCCCACAGUGGACUGGGGAACUAUAACUGUGCCCACUAUGAAGAUGCAGGAGUCACCUGCACUGAUCAGAUAAAUAUUCUCUUCAUAUUCCAUCUACAAAGUUUUCAACUCAACAACCAUUCCAGUAUCGGUUCAUCUUCACAGUUUUUCUUGUAUUUUACAGAUGGCACUUCUAGAGUGCGUCUGGUCAAUGGCUCCAACAACUGCUCUGGUAGAGUGGAGGUGUUCCACUUUGGCCAGUGGGGUACAGUGUGUGAUGAUUGGUGGGAUCAGAUGGAUGCCCAGGUGGUGUGCAGAGAGUUGGGCUGUGGAGAAGCUCAAGAGGCCUUUAGAUCUGCAGAGUUUGGAGAAGGAAGUGGCUCCAUAUCUCUGGAUGACCUGGCCUGUUCUGGCUCUGAAGACUCUUUGCUGCAGUGUCCCCACAGUGGACUAGGGAACCAUAACUGUGUCCACCAUGAAGAUGCAGGAGUUACCUGCACUGGUCCUUCUGGAGGCAUCCAGCCAUUCACCUCUUCAUGGACCCAGGAUGGCACUUCUAGAGUGCGUCUGGUCAAUGGCUCCAACAACUGCUCUGGUAGAGUGGAGGUGUUCCACUUUGGCCAGUGGGGUACAGUGUGUGAUGAUUGGUGGGAUCAGAUGGAUGCCCAGGUGGUGUGCAGAGAGUUGGGCUGUGGAGAAGCUCAAGAGGCCUUUAGAUCUGCAGAGUUUGGAGAAGGAAGUGGCUCCAUAUCUCUGGAUGACCUGGCCUGUUCUGGCUCUGAAGACUCUUUGCUGCAGUGUCCCCACAGUGGACUAGGGAACCAUAACUGUGUCCACCAUGAAGAUGCAGGAGUUACCUGCACUGGUCCUUCUGGAGGCAUCCAGCCAUUCACCUCUUCAUGGACCCAGGGUUCUGGUUCCGGAGGCUUCUGAAAGCAUGUAGAUCUCUCAUCCAUACAGUCUAGGAGUAUCAAUGGUUAACCAUAGAUACUGUUUGUGUUGACAUUUUUCUAGUUAUACUAAACACUGUAUUAUGUUCCUUUCAUAGUUAGCAUUCUACAAGUAACAGGACCUUGAGUUCUAUUCCCAAACUAGUCUAUUGUGAAUUAUUAUCAUUAACUCUAUCUGUAAUUAAAUCAAAACAAAUAAUA